UGACAGUGCUAACCACUGCACCACCAUGCCGCCCGUCUUGGUACAAUAAUAAUAAAAUCAAUUGCUUUUUCAGUCCACUAGACAAAGAGACACAAUGUAAAGUUGGAAAAAAGUAAUAAAUUCCAAUACAUCGCAAUAUUUUUAAAAUCGUGAUAACAUCGUAUUGUGAUAAUAUUGUAUUGUGACAUAAGUAUCGUGACAUAAGUAUUGUGACAUAAAUAUUGUGAUAACAUCGUAUCGUGAUAAUAUUGUAUCGUGACAUAAGUAUCGUGAUAACAUUGUAUCGUGACAUAAGUAUCGUGAUAACAUUGUAUCGUGACAUAAGUAUCGUGAUAACAUUGUAUCGUGACAUAAGUAUCGUGUUAACAUCGUAUCGUGAGAACAUCAUAUCGUGAGAAGAUCCUAUUGUGACAUAAGUAUUGUGAGAACAUCGUAUCGUGAUAAUAUUGUAUCGUGAUAACAUCGUAUCGUGACAUAAGUAUCGUGAUAACAUUGUAUUGUGACAUAAGUAUCGUGAGAACAUCGUAUUGUGAGAACAUCAUAUCGUGAGAACAUCCUAUCGUGACAUAAGUAUUGUGAUAACAUCGUAUUGUGAUAAUAUGGUAUCGUGACAUAAGUUUCCUGAUAACAUCAUAUCGUGACAUAAGUAUCGUGAUAACAUCGUAUCGUGACAUAAGUAUCAUGACAUAAGUAUCGUGAGAAAAAGCAGUAUCGUGAGAAAAAGACACAAUGUAAAGUUGGAAAAAAGUAAUAAAUUCCAAUACAUCGCAAUAUUUUUAAAAUCGUGAUAACAUCGUAUUGUGAUAAUAUUGUAUUGUGACAUAAGUAUCGUGACAUAAGUAUCGUGACAUAAGUAUUGUGAUAACAUCGUAUCGUGAUAAUAUUGUAUCGUGACUUAAGUAUCGUGAUAACAUUGUAUCGUGAUAAUAUUGUAUCGUGACAUAAGUAUCAUGAUAACAUCGUAUCGUGACAUAAGUAUCUUGAUAACAUCGUAUCGUGAGAACAUCAUAUCGUGAGAACAUCAUAUCGUGACAUAAGUAUUGUGAGAACAUCGUAUCGUGAUAAUAUUGUAUCGUGAUAACAUCGUAUCGUGACAUAAGUAUCGUGAGAACAUCGUAUCAUGAGAACAUCAUAUCGUGAGAAUAUCCUAUCGUGACAUAAGUAUUGUGAGAACAUUGUAUUGUGAUAAUAUUGUAUUGUGACAUAAGUAUCGUGAUAACAUCGUAUCGUGACAGAAGUAUUGUGAUAACAUCGUAUUGUGACAUAAGUGUUGUGAUAACAUCGUAUUGUGACAUAAGUAUUGUGUUAACAUCGAAUCGUGACAUAAGUAUUGUGAUAACAUCGUCGAUAAUAGUACAUGAUAAUACCGUAUAAUGGGGACUCUGGUGAUUCCCACCCCUACUGGGAACGUGUCUCAAAGUCGAAGAAAGUGAGUGUGGCGGUUGGGAUUCAACCCAUGUUGCCGUAGAAGGUGUCAGUCAUGAAAAAGUUACAGUUGAAACAUGGAAUGUAACAUCCUGCGCUGAAAUAUGUCUUAUUCUGCGUUACAUAAGUGUCGGGUUGCCAUCUGAGUUAAACGAGGAUCGACUUCACCGCAAAUUUGAAGUUCUUUGUUUUACAAUUAAGUCAGAGACCAAAAUAAUGUAACCUGUAGCAGCAACUUCCCAAACUGUUUUGUAAUGUCAUGAAAAAUACCAUUUACACAAAGAACGCUGAGAGAAAAACAUCCACUGAUUUUAUGUGAAAGAACCAGAUAUUUUCUAACUCACUUCAUCCGGACAGGAUGUAGCCAAGAGCAGAUCAACACUUACAAACUAUUAAGCCUUCAGUCUGACACCUAAAGUCCAGAAAGGAGAGUGUUUCUUUGCUGCUGUCUGCUCUGCAGUCUGUGUGGAUCACAGUGUUGGUGUAACAGCAGCUGAGUCGCUUGUCGUCACAUGGAGGCGUGAGCUUUUGGAGGCACGUGCAGCAGAAACUUAGAGACUGAGAGUCAGAAACCCAGAGACUACAGUGAGUCCUCUGAUCCUGUCUGAGUGUAUUUAAAGGUGACUGCUUCAUUGAUUAGUGUCCUGACUGGCUGGCUGAUCGACUGACUGACCUGGGGACUUUCUAAUCUCUGGACUGACUUGCCUGUGUGAGCUGGUUUUGUUUGUGUACAAUGACCCGAUACUGCAGCCUGUUUCGCCGUCUGCUGUCCACCGAGAGUAAAGGUGAGGAGGCAGACGAGGAGGAGGGCAGCACUCGCAGGGACAGCAGCCAGCAGGAGCCGCAGCUGAAGGGCAUCGUGACGCGCCUCUUCAGCGAGCAGGGGUUCUUCCUGCAGAUGCAGCCCGAUGGAUCCAUCAGCGGGAACAAGGACGAGAACAGCGACUACACUCUGUUUAACCUGAUCCCGGUAGGUUUGAGGGUUGUGGCCAUCCAGGGAGUGAAGGCUGGACUCUACGUGGCCAUGAACGCAGAGGGAUUCCUCUACACAUCAGAUGUGUUCACAGGAGAGUGUAAGUUUAAGGAGUCUGUGUUUGAGAACUACUACGUCAUCUACUCGUCCACGCUGUACCGGCAGCACGAGUCGGGCCGGGCCUGGUUCCUGGGCCUCAACAAGGACGGGGUCAUCAUGAAGGGAAACCGGGUGAAGAAAACCAAACCCUGCUCACAUUUCGUCCCCCGACCCAUCGAAGUCUGCAUGUAUAAGGAGCCGUCGCUGCACGAGCUCGAGGAGAAGCUGCUGAAGUCGAGCUCGCGGAGCCCGACGCUGAACAUCGGGGAGCGUGCGAGGAGCCGGGAGCGUCACCAGGAGGAGAAGCAGGACUGCACACAGCAGGACGGAUCAUAGCCUGCAGCGCCCCCCACAGGCGGAGGAGGAGGAGGAGGCGAACUCCCAUUUUAACACUCCCUCUGUUCAGCAACAAAAGCAACUACAGCCACACCAACGACAAAACAACCGCCACGACGAUGACGAGGCAACAACAACGAAAACAAAGAAAAAAUCAAGCUAAAAAAAAAAAACGGGGGGAGGUCUUCUUGCUUGUGUUGAAAUGUUUGAAA
Molecule: messenger RNA, 3045 nt
Organism: Micropterus salmoides (largemouth bass)
Lineage: Eukaryota; Metazoa; Chordata; Actinopteri; Centrarchiformes; Centrarchidae
Product: fibroblast growth factor 12-like
Exons: 5
Coding region: 2159-2833 (224 amino acids)
Biological process (GO): regulation of cell migration; positive regulation of cell population proliferation; cell differentiation
Cellular component (GO): cytoplasm
Molecular function (GO): growth factor activity; fibroblast growth factor receptor binding
Source: RefSeq, a predicted model, not a curated record